AUGGCGUUGGGAACCCCAGCGGACAUCAAAGCUGAACCGCAAGAUCUAUUUGGAAACAUAAAGAUUCCGAUGGUAGAAGCAUUCCAGAAUCUGCAUCAACCGCUAGGCGAGGAUAAGAAGGACAAUGACGAGCAGAACGACAGCAGGCAGGACGACAACGGAUGGUUUCACUUGGACUCAAAAUCAGCCAAAGGUCCUGUGUGGUCGUCGAUUGCAGGUAUUCCCGUGGCUGCUCCAGGCGGGCUUUCAUCGAAAGCAAACUACUCUUUCGCUUUCGAGGCUUCUUACAUGUACGCGAACUGUUUCAUUCACAGAGGGGCAUCUAUGAACUUCACGGAGUGGGCGUCAUACAGACAAGAAGGUCCAGGCAGAUACAGUACCAACCGAACUCUCGUCAUCUCCACGAAGAGACCCCCGUCACCGUUUGACAAGAACCCAUUGGAACUGGUCUUUACAUCAUACACCGCUAUCCAGGAGCUCACAACCAACGCCACGUGCGUUUUGAGGACCACCUACGUCGAGGUUGAUGUUGGCUGCCAUGGCACCCCAUGCGGAGCAUGUCGUGUACGUCUGUUGCAGAAGCCGAAUAAUUUGACAGCACGAACCGUCUUAAACAACAUGGCGCCCGGAGGACAGCCCGGCCAUGGAACAGCCGGACUCUUCGACGGGUACAUGAGCACUUUUGUCCGAUCAGGGCUCUCGUUGUGGGAUCUUCAAGAGGGUCGCCAGCUUAAACCAUUUCCUUCGGCGCUUGAAGCCUACUUUACCGAGCCUGACUCACCAUACUCUGCGGCGGGCAUCAGCUCUUGGGAUGGCAUUGAUAUAUAUCCUGUUGGAGACCAAAUGUUUUCACAGCGGUUCUCUCAACUUCUCAACACUUUCUGGCUCGCUUCCGUCGCAUCACACAAUAUCACAGGGAAUUUCCACUUCCAGAGCGAUAGUGGAACGAAUUUGCCAGGACCGAUCAUAAUCCAGAACAUCACUGGAAAUAGGACUCCCGAUUUCUUGGUCAUGAGAGUGAAUGACGGUUGGAUGUUAACCUUGUUCGUGGCUUCUACGGCGAUGCUUGUUUCUGGGGUCAUUGCAGCCGUGCUUGAUUCUAUGAGACGAGGACCAGAUGUUUUGGAUCAUCCGACAUUCUUCUCUAGAGACACCCCGUAUGUUAACGUUUCCCCGUGUUACUCCGGAUCGGUGGAAGAUGCAAGCGAGCAGGUUAGAAGGACUAGAGACAUACGGGUGUGCAUUGGAGAUGUUAGUCCGACAGAGGCGACGGGUCAUUUGGCGUUUGGUACCGUGAAUGAGGCGAUUCCACUGGGUCUCCAAAAAGACGGAAGGUACUAUGCUUGA
Molecule: messenger RNA, 1347 nt
Organism: Colletotrichum aenigma
Lineage: Eukaryota; Fungi; Ascomycota; Sordariomycetes; Glomerellales; Glomerellaceae
Exons: 1
Coding region: 1-1347 (448 amino acids)
Source: RefSeq, a predicted model, not a curated record